Cloeon dipterum is the source of this 1679-nucleotide messenger RNA. RefSeq lists its product as uncharacterized. Bases 538 to 1437 code for a protein of 299 amino acids. The record is from RefSeq and is a predicted model, not a curated record. The transcript is spliced from 2 exons. Lineage: Eukaryota; Metazoa; Arthropoda; Insecta; Ephemeroptera; Baetidae.
CUGGCGGCCUAAGCAACCUGCGGCACAGGUACCAAACGAGCGCAAUGCGCAUGCGGUACCUGUGCCGGCAGCAGUGCGUGUGGUGGCAUUUAACCUUCGGAAAUCGAGCGUGCAGGGCGUGUGUGGUGGUUUAGCGAAUAGUGCUCGUCAUUAAGUAAAACCCCAUGCACUGCGCUUAUUGUCUCGAAGGGUGAUUACUGGCUUAUCGUGAAGUGACUGACCCUGUGAAUAGGGGUGAGAUAUUUUCUUGCGGUAUUAAAUAAUUGUUGUUUUGAUUUUAAUUGACGAAUUGAUUAUUGAUUAUUAGUAAAUUAAUUGGCGUAUUCAAAUAUUGAUCAUGAUCCUUGUAAAUUGUUUCGAAUUCCUUUUCUUGCUCUGACUUUGGAAUGUGAAAUAUUUAUUGUGAAUUCCUCUGUUUCCAGUUCAAUUGCCAUAAUAUACGACGCCAGAUAUAGAAAAGGUUGGAGUGGUUUUAUUUAAAUAUUUGGACCCCCACAUUGGUGCUACCCGACGUCGUGAAAUUCCUGACAUUGCAAGAUGCCGGACGAGACUGCCGUUGCACCUACCAUGAAUUUCAAGCCUCCGGUAUAUUCCGCUGAGCAUGCAGAACUCUUCUUCAGCCUACUGGAAGAGCAGUUUGCGCAAGCUGGAAUUAUUAACGAAAAGGAGAAAUUCCUAUGCUUGGCCCGAGCUGUACCUUACGUCGCGCUACCUGAGGCAGCUGCUAAUUUGAUUCGGAAGAUUCCGCAAUUGGAGCCUUAUGCUGCCCUAAAAAACGCUCUGUUGACAAACUUGCGCCCAAGUGACUACGAAUCACUGCGCAGCAGAAUGAGGUCUAUUCCUCUAGGUACAAUGAAGCCCAGCGAAUUCCUAGCACGGUUGCGCUCUCUUGCGGAUGAGGCUACCCUCGGAAAUGCUAUCUUCCAGGCUGACCUGUUGGCCAUCUGGAGGGCCGCUAUGCCUGCUGAAUGGCGGCACGUUCUGGUGGUAGAGAGAGAUAUUGACGCCGCCGCACAGAAAGCGGACGAACUCCAUGUAUACAAGCAACAGACAGGCGCUGCCGCGCCACAGCGCGACAACGCCGCCGCGCCACAGUGCGAAAUCGCCGCUGUGCGAGCGGGCGGAUCGAGAAAUUCGAGCGAGGAUCGUCGUUUUGCGUCUGUGGAGAAAAGCAUUACGGACAUAAAGGGAGAAAUGUAUAAAAUGCAGCUGGCUAUCAGCGAGUUGAGCAACAACCGAGGGCGCCGCGCAAACCGUGGAGAACGUGGCCGCUCUUUCAGCCGGUCGCCAUCAGCAUCGAGGCAAGCCGACGAUCGUUGCUAUCAUCACAAACGAUUCGGAGAUAAGGCGUAUCAGUGCCGCCCAUUCUGUCGAUUCUACAGCCAAUUCUGCGCAGAUCAAACUCAACAACAGAAACCUGGGACUUUAAACUUUUAGGGCAGACAUGCGCAGCGACCGUCUCUGUUUGCCAAUCACAACACAGUCGCCUAUUUAUUGAUGACCCGCUUACCAAACUCACCUUUUUAGUAGACACUGGCGCGGACCUAUCCAUUGUACCAAGAAAAAUGAUUGCGGAAGAGAGGACUCAAACUGAUUUUAAACUUACCGCAGCAAAUGACGACUUCAUCCCAUGUUUUGGCUUUAAAUCGCUAAAGCUGUCCUUGAAUUUGCGUCGAGAA